This is a messenger RNA of Setaria italica (foxtail millet), 1380 nucleotides long. Its product is annotated as glutathionyl-hydroquinone reductase YqjG. Lineage: Eukaryota; Viridiplantae; Streptophyta; Magnoliopsida; Poales; Poaceae. The record is from RefSeq and is a predicted model, not a curated record. Bases 18 to 1136 code for a protein of 372 amino acids. The transcript has 6 exons. Gene Ontology annotation, cellular component: cytoplasm. Gene Ontology annotation, molecular function: glutathione transferase activity.
CGCUCUACUGCUGCUUCAUGUUGCAUCCAUCGAUCGAUGCCGAGACAGCAGAGUGCGACAGUGCUGAAGGCCGUAGGCAGAGCACACGAUUCCCCAGUCGCCGCACCUCCACCGCCACUGCCGCCCGGACGCUCUCCACCACCUUCGUCGACGUCAAGAUGGCGCGCUCGGGGCACGAGGAAGUCACCGACUCCGGGGCAUUCGACCCGUCGCCGUCCACCUUCCGGAGCUUCGUGUCCAGGGACAGCUCCGCCCGGUUCCCCGCCGCACCGGGGAGGUACCACCUCUACGUCGCCUACUCCUGCCCCUGGGCGUGCAGGUGCCUCGCCUUCCUCAAGCUCAAGGGCCUCGAUCACGCCAUCGGCUUCACCUCGGUGAAACCCGUCUUUGAGAGGACCAAGGAGACCGACGACCAUAUGGGAUGGGUGUUUCCUGCCACCAAAGAUGAGGAGCCAGGUGCCGAGCCCGAUCCUUUCAACGGAGCCAAGAGCAUCAGGGAGCUUUACGAGAUCGCCAGCAGAAAUUACGCCGGGAAACCAAGCGUCCCUGUUCUAUGGGACAAGCAGCUCAAGACCAUCGUGAACAACGAGAGCGCGGAGAUCAUCCGAAUGCUCAACUCCGAGUUCAACGAGUUUGCAAAGAAUCCUGAUCUGGAUCUAUACCCUGCUCAUUUACAGGCCAGCAUAGAUGAGAUCAAUGAGUUGGUAUACGAAGCGAUAAACAUCGGUGUGUACAAAUGUGGUUUUGCAAAGCAACAGGGGCCAUAUGACGAGGCGGUCACGAAAUUAUACGAGGCUUUGGACAAAUGUGAGGAUAUUCUAAGCAAGCAACGCUUUUUAUGCGGCAAUCAACUUACAGAGGCAGACGUGCGCUUGUUUACAACUCUUAUAAGAUUUGAUGAGGUUUACUCUGUUUACUUCAAAUGCAACAAGAAGCUCAUCAGGGAAUACCCAAAUCUGUUCAAUUACACCAAGGACAUAUACCAAAUUCCUGGCAUCAGCAGCACGGUUAACAUGGAGUACAUAAAAAAGAGCUACUAUGGAGGCUACUCACCCAUAAAUCCAUACGGGAUUAUCCCUGUGGGCCCAAACAUCGAUUAUAAUGCUCCACACGACAGAGAGAAGUUUAACGCCUAGAAGAUUUCCUUUGGUGAUUUCUGUAUAUGCCAUGUUUGUUGUUGUAAUAUUGAGGAUCUUCUUGUGCUUGGUCAUUGCUAGUGUACUCCAUGUUAACCAGAUGUGGCUAAUACUAAUGAUACUGUGAUUGGUUGCUUUGUUCCGGUAGUAAUAGGGACUGUCAUGUAAAAUAUCCUGUAUAAUAGAUACUCUAUUUGUCUUUAAAUACAUGGCGAGUAGCACUGCUGUUGUGUACUUGUGUUCA